Ixodes scapularis (black-legged tick) is the source of this 1190-nucleotide messenger RNA. RefSeq names its product tyrosine 3-monooxygenase. The transcript is spliced from 9 exons. Lineage: Eukaryota; Metazoa; Arthropoda; Arachnida; Ixodida; Ixodidae. Gene Ontology annotation, biological process: aromatic amino acid metabolic process. The record is from RefSeq and is a predicted model, not a curated record. Gene Ontology annotation, molecular function: iron ion binding; tyrosine 3-monooxygenase activity. Gene Ontology annotation, cellular component: axon; cytoplasm; perikaryon. The annotation marks the transcript as partial.
UCCGGCUUCUAUUCCGCCGACGCGUCUAAAGGAAUAUGGUUCCCACUGCACGUCUCGGACCUGGACUUCUGCGGACACGUGGUGACCAAGUCCAGCCCCGACCUCGACCACGAUCACCCCGGCUUCUCGGAUCCUGCCUACCGCGCCCGUCGAGACGAAAUUUCUCAGAUUGCCUUCGACUACAAACACGGUCAAGCCAUCCCUAGAGUCGAGUACACCCCGGACGAAGUGAAGACAUGGGGCAUCGUGUACAGAAGUACGAAGGCCCUGAUGAAAACACACGCGUGCCAGGAGUUCAUCGAGGCCAUUGGAGUCCUGGAGGAAGAACUGAACUACGGACCGGACAGCAUACCGCAACUGGAAGACGUGUCCAACUUCCUCAAGCGUAAGAGCGGCUUCAGCCUGCGGCCAGCUGCCGGCUUCGUGACGGCCCGGGACUUCCUGGCCAGUCUCGCCUUCCGGGUGUUCCAGUGCACGCAAUACGUCCGACACAGCUCCGCCCCGCACCACUCGCCGGAACCAGACUGCAUCCACGAAUUAAUUGGUCACGUGCCCAUGUUCGCGGACCCGCACUUCGCCCAGUUUUCUCAAGCCAUCGGCCUGGCCUCCCUGGGAAUCUCCGACGAAAACAUCGAGAAAGUGGCUACGCUGUACGCCUUCACCGUUGAGUUCGGACUGUGCAAGCAGAACGGAGAGAUCAGGGCCUUCGGCGCUGGCUUGCUGUCCUCGGUCGGCGAAAUACAGCAUGCACUGUCCGGCAAGCCCACGAUCGUAAACUUCGAUCCCGAAAAAACCGCGGUGCAGAAGUUCCAGGACUUCACGUACCAGAGCACCUACUUCCUCGCAGAAAGCUUCGACGACGCCAAGGAAAAACUGAGGCGCUACGUGGCCAAGAGUCGUUUCCGACCGUUCGAUAUUGCUUACGACGCCCGCCGCGAGCGCGUCAUUCCCCUGGGUUCUCCCGAGGGUCUCAUCAUCGUGACCAACAGUUCCUAAGGACCGACUGAAGCGACAGGCGACAAACGCCGCAACCCGCCGACACGUCGAGCCCAGCCUGUUGUUGGCAAACCCCCCUCACACUUGGGGGCUGCGCAGAGACUUUGCAAAACGUGCAGCGCCCUCACUGGUGCCGAAAGGCAUUCUGGGAGACGACGGAGGCAACGGCGUCAAUGCAGACGAGCGGCCGAGAA